GAGCGGUGGAGAAACUGUCUUCAGAAGUUAGCCUGGGUAUGCGGGAGGUACUGACUAUGCAGUCUCCCCUUUCAAACCUCCUGCAGGCCUGAUCUGACUGCGGUCCCGGUCCCGGGGUGCCCAUGAGGCGGGGAGCCCUGACGCUGGGCCAGGCAGUGGACGUCCUCAUUGCCUUCUGGGGAGGAGGCGUGUCAGACAAGGCCUGUACUUUAUUUAUUGGAUUCUAGAUCUGGAAGAUCAACGCAGGGAUCCCUCAGCCAACUGUGAAAUCAGGAUGUGGCGCACACCUGCGUGUUAACGUGGUUCCUGCCUUGGGCCUCAUAGUGAACAUACCGAAGGAGCAAACAAUUCACUUUUCCUUGGACUUGCUAUCUGAGUCCUGAAGAAACAUUGUUCUUAUACCAUGGGAAGUGGCGCCUCAACCCACCAUCAUUUUGCUUUCCAGAAUGCAGAAAAAGCCUUCAAGGCAGCGGCCCUGAUCCAGAGAUGGUACCGGCGCUACAUGGCACGCCUGGAGAUGAGGCGGCAGUGCACCUGGAGCAUCUUCCAGUCCAUGGAGUACGCUGGGCAGCAAGACCAGGUCAAGCUCCACGAUUUCUUCAGCUACCUUGUGGACCACUUCACCCCCAGCAGUCACCGUGAGAGGGACUUCCUGAACCGCAUGUUUACUGAGGAGAGAGUCCCCCAGGACUCCGAGGUAGAGAAAUGCAGCGACUAUGAAUCCAUAGAGGUGCCAGACAAUUACACGGGGCCACACCUCUCCUUCCCACUCCUUCCUGACCAAGCAACUGCCCUGGUGGAAGCUUUCAGGCUGAAACAACAGCUACAUGCUCGCUAUGUCUUGAAUCUUUUGCAUGAAACCAGAAAACAUCUGGUACAGCUGCCAAACAUCAAUCGGGUCUCCACCUGUUACAGUGAGGAGAUCACAGUAUGUGGAGAUUUACAUGGUCAGUUGGAUGACUUAAUAUUCAUAUUUCAUAAGAAUGGCCUCCCAUCCCCAGAGCGAGCCUAUGUGUUCAACGGUGAUUUUGUGGAUCGAGGCAAGGAUUCGGUAGAGAUCCUGAUGGUCCUUUUUGCCUUCAUGUUGGUUUACCCCAAAGAGUUCCAUCUUAACCGAGGAAACCAUGAGGACCACAUGGUGAACUUACGAUAUGGCUUCACCAAGGAAGUGAUGCAAAAAUAUAAGACGCAUGGCAAGAAAAUACUACAAAGACUGCAAGAUGUUUUCUGUUGGCUUCCACUGGCCACGCUGGUGGAUGAGAAAGUCCUGAUUCUUCAUGGUGGUGUGUCAGACACGACUGACCUAGAGCUUUUGUCUAAACUAGACAGGCACAAGAUUGUUUCCACCUUGAGGUGCAAAACAAGAAAAGAGAACGAGAAGCAAGCGGAGGAGAAGGGAAAAGCCAAGCAGACGAGCUCUGCAGGGAGCCUCGCCCCGUGGUUUCUCCCCCAAAGCUGCUCUCUCCCCUCUUCGCCCCUUCAUCUCAGCUCCCACAAGACCCACAAAGCUGGACGCUCCUCCAGCGUCCCCUGCAGCACCCCCCUGGACCCCAGAGGGCUCUCCCGGCAGGCGAGGCGCUCCGUGGACCUGGAGCUGGAGAGGUGCCGGCAGCAAGCAGGCUUCUUGGUGAUCAAGGAGAAGGAGGAGCCCUGGGUCUUCAACCCAGAAGCUGACUCUGCAGCUGGGGAGCUGCUGGAGCCCACUCAGGAGGAGUGGAGGCAGGUUGUAGAUAUUCUGUGGAGUGAUCCCAUGGCUCAGGAGGGCUGCAAGGCCAACACUGUUCGAGGAGGAGGCUGCUAUUUCGGGCCGAAUGUGACAAAACAGCUGCUACAGAAAUACAACCUGCAGUUCCUGAUCCGCUCACACGAGUGCAAACCCGAAGGCUAUGAAUUCUGCCACAGCCGCAAGGUGUUAACCAUCUUUUCUGCUUCCAACUACUAUGCAGUUGGCAGUAACAGAGGGGCCUAUGUCAAGUUGGGGCCAGCCCUGACCCCACACAUCGUGCAGUAUCAAGCUAACAAGGCGACCCACAUGCUGACCAUGAGGCAAAGGAUUAGCAGAGUAGAGGAGUCAGCUCUAAGAGCUCUGCGGGGAAAGUUAUUUGCUCAUUCCUCAGAUCUUCUUGAGGAAUUUAAGAAGCAUGAUAAUGGUAAAACAGGUUUAAUCACCCUGAGUGACUGGGCAGCCGCUGUGGAGUCUGUGUUGCAUCUAGGACUGCCAUGGCGGAUGCUGAGGCCACAGCUGGUGAACAGCUCAACAGAUAACAUGCUGGAGUACAAGUCCUGGCUGGAGGACUUGGCCAAAGAACAACUGAGUCACGAGAACAUACAGUCGAGUUUGCUGGAAACACUGUAUCGCAACCGAUCUAACCUGGAGACCAUUUUUAGGAUGAUAGACAGUGAUCAUUCAGGGUUCAUCUCACUGGACGAGUUCAGACAGACUUGGAAGCUGUUCAGCUCCCAUAUGAAGAUGGACAUCACAGACGACGGUAUCUGUGACCUUGCCCGGAGCAUUGACUUCAACAAGGACGGCCACAUUGACAUCAAUGAGUUCCUGGAGGCCGUCCGCCUCGUGGAGCAGUCCUGCUCAGAGGGAGACGCCGCAGAUUGCCCACAAGCCACCAACACUCAGGGCAGUGGCUCCUGGCCUGCCACUGAGGACAGCCUGGUCUCUGUUACCCAAGUUGCCUCAUAAGCGAUGCCAAGCGAUAUCACUGGAAUAGCUUCCUUAUUCUCCAUACAUUUGUGAAACUUUAUGCUGAGAAUUUGCCAGCUAACAUGCCUCAGAAUCACCUUUGUAUUUGAGGGUGCAGGGUGGUGUGCGUGUGUGUGUGUGUGUUGUAUUUUUAAACAUAUAGGUGACAUAGCCUAUGUAUUUAGAAUUUUCACAAGGUGGGACCCAAGUAUUAGUAUCUUUAAAGUCUGAAGCCUACCCCAGUUAUGAAUCACUGAUAAUUCAACUCCCUCAUUGUUUCCAUUUUCACCUUUUAUUUAUUACUUUUAAAAUGUCAUAUUGGUAAAGGAAAGUCAUGAAAAAUUAUUUAUGUAAUCCCAUGACCUAAACAUAUGGAUUCUUUUUAUUACUUUUUCUUAUUAUAACUAUAGUAUUACAUAAUUGAAUGUUCUGCUUUUUUU
Molecule: messenger RNA, 3135 nt
Organism: Myotis brandtii (Brandt's bat)
Lineage: Eukaryota; Metazoa; Chordata; Mammalia; Chiroptera; Vespertilionidae
Gene: PPEF2
Product: protein phosphatase, EF-hand calcium binding domain 2
Exons: 17
Coding region: 404-2695 (763 amino acids)
Biological process (GO): negative regulation of MAPK cascade; detection of stimulus involved in sensory perception
Cellular component (GO): nucleus; cytosol
Molecular function (GO): Hsp90 protein binding; protein serine/threonine phosphatase activity; calcium ion binding
Source: RefSeq, a predicted model, not a curated record